Messenger RNA from Saccoglossus kowalevskii, 537 nucleotides. RefSeq lists its product as uncharacterized. Lineage: Eukaryota; Metazoa; Hemichordata; Enteropneusta; Harrimaniidae. The record is from RefSeq and is a predicted model, not a curated record.
AUGGAAUUGGGUGCAGCCUAUAUUAUAGAUCCAAUCCAUGGAAUGGGUGCAGCCCAUAUUAUAGAACCAAUCCAUGAAAUGGGUGUAGCCCAUAUUAUAGAUCCAAUCCAUGGAAUGGGUGCACCCCAUAUUAUAGAUUCAUUCCACGGAAUGGGUGCAACCCAUAUUAUAGAUCAUAUUCAUGGAAUGGGUGCAACCCAUAUUAUAGAUCCAAUCCAUGGAAUGGGUGCAGCCCAUAUUAUAGAUCCAUUCCACGGAAUUGGUGCAACCCAUAUUAUAGAUCCAAUCCAUGGAAUGGGUGCAGCCCAUAUUAUAGAUCCAAUCCAUGAAAUGGGUGCAACCCAUAUUAUAGAUCCAAUCCAUGGAAUGGCUGCAGCCCAUAUUAUAGAUCCAUUCCACGGAAUGGGUGCAACCCAUAUUAUAGAUACAAUCCAUGGAAUGGGUGUAGUCCAUAUUAUAUAUCCAAUCCAUGAAAUGGGUGCAACCCAGAUUAUAGAUCCAAUCCAUUCCAAUGUGUGCAGCCCAUAUUAUAGAUAA